UACCCGUCUAAGGAGUAUCUACGCAUCUCUUAUCGGUUGUCUCUUCCCCGUCGCGCGCGUCAUCUCCGAUAUCUCGAUACACCAUCGUGGGCGCUUAAUCGAUCAUCGUGAAAACGCUUUUCUCUCUCGCUCCGGAAGCUCGCUAUUCCCGCGCGAAUCGCCGGAAAAUUCCGCACGUCUGUCCCUACGGAGAGAACAAGGGAACGCACACGAGUCUUACCCACGUUCCUCGUGGCACGUGGCGCCGGAGGAAAGCGACAGAGAAGGUAAAGAGGACGACUCGCCAAGCGGAGGCACCUGUGAAAUCGGGGUCGCUCGUCAACGAAAACACGUGGCUACGCAUCGGCGGCGAUCUCGCGAGCCUGUUACUCGGGAUCUGCCUCUGUCACGAGCGCUCGCCGGUACAGGGACGAUAGGGUACCACGCGAAUCAGCGGACGGCGUCGAGCAUUGUCACCCUGGGAAAGCACCGGACGAGGUGUAGCGAAACAUCUGCGGGGUACCUGUAAACCCGACGAUCAGUCCAAUAUCGAUUCGGCGGGCGACUUUGCGGAGCACUUUGUGAUCUACUUUGGGGCCAGCGCCGUUUGUUUGUUUGUUUGUUUGUGCAUGGGACACAAGCGCACGCGGGUGCCCUGAAGAGAAGAACGGUGGCGUGGCGCCGGUAACCCCUGUGAGACUGGCAUCAUUAAAGUUGAUCCGCGGAAACAAUCAUACGUCGUCUCGAUGGUGGAGUGUGCUAAUGUUAUAUAAUAGCAUGCAGUUCGCAUAUCGUUACACGUGGAAUCGAGAGAUCAUCGUCAACUCCCAGAAGCUCGUGAAAAGACGUUGAAUAACGGCCGAUUCAUCGCGAUUACACGUGGGAGGAUCGCACGUUCUUCUACGUCUUCGUACGAGCUGCGGCACGCUACGUCGGCGCUACUGGAGGAACGAUCGUAUCGGAACCACCGGCCCUUCCCAACCAUCUACACUAGAUACACACUCCCACCUGAUCUCUCUUCUCUCGUCCCUUUAACAAGGAAAACACACCGCGCCACGCGCAAUUACCAUGGCUGCCUUAUGUUACAGCGAACCCUUCUCGGAUUGGUUGGAGGAAAAGAUAGAGCUGCCUAUCUGUAUAUUUGAAAAUGUACCACCCAUUUUCGAAAUCAACCAAAACAACAAAUCGCCGAUAUCCUCUGCCGUCGUCUAUCAGACUGCCGCGAAGAUAUCGCAACAGCAGCAACAACAACAACAACAACAACAACCGCAACAUCAUCAACAACAACAUGAGAAAACGCAAACCCUCUUGCAGGAAUUCGAAACGGUUUUGGGUGAUGUCGAAGCUUGCCAUCAGACCAUUCCGCCAACCAGUUCGACGCUCACUCCUCCGCAAUCACCCUCGCAUCAAGCGAUCAAUGUGGACACGCAGCUGCUGGUCACCCUGCAGCCCGUGCAACCGUUCGCUGGCAAUCAACAGCUAUACAACAUUGCUCCAGCGGAAGAGCCAUUGUACGUGAACAAUUCGUCACGUCAGUGGAACGCCGAGAACAUAUCGCUGAGUCCACUCGGCGGGGAUGUUGCGAAUGAGUUGGCGGUAGUGGAUGAAUACGUUCGCUCGCAAGAUAUACCGUCUCCCGUAAGCCCGUGCAGCUCCGGUGGCAGUUGCAUCUCGGCCGACGAUUCCACCGACGAUCCCGAUUGGAGUCUCGAAACCGAGACAAGAAGCCUGAAACAAACGGUUCACGACUCUUCGAAACAUCGCUACAAGCCGUACUCUCGAUCGUCUCUCGAAGACAAGAAGGUGCGAAAGAAGGAGCAGAACAAAAACGCGGCCACGCGUUACAGGCAGAAGAAGAAGCAGGAGAUCAAGGAAAUACUAGGCGAAGAGCGCGAACUGGCGGAGCACAAUGAGAGUUUGAAGGAGAAAGUGAAGAACUUGCAGCAGGAGAUAGGAUAUCUGAAGGGAUUUAUGAGGGAAGUGUUCAAAGUCAAAGGUUUUCUCAAAUAAUCCAUUCGUCCAGGAACCCUCACCGCCGUAACAAUUUGAUGAUCUUAAUUUUAUAGCGAUUUCGGUCUGCACCAUUGUGCCACACUAGUGCACAGUUUAAAGCUGGUGCAAAUGGGGGGUGCAAUUACACCAACUGGCUCCAAUUUGUGAGAGUCAGUUUGUGUACAUCCAUUGCAGUAUACCGAGUCCAGACGAGCACGCGGCACUGGCGAGAGAUCAUUCGACCAGCGAAAUUCGACGCAACACCCGAAAUGUUCAAUCGAUGCAUCCCAGCCGAAAUCGCUACUUAGAUAUAUUUGAUAAUUUUAUUUUUAGAUAUUUACUCUCUUUUUGCCACUAACUAUUUUACAAUUGUACUAAUAUUUACUCUUGUUUCAUGUUAUUCAUUCGUGAACUUACUUAACAAGUAUUUUAAUAGGUAUUUUAUACGUAAUAACUUGUCCGCAGCUUUUUAAAGAAUUUCUACAGACUGUCUCUUUUAGAAUAAAAUGUACAAUCCCUAAUCUACUCAAGAGCGGAGGUCCAUUAACAUCGGCGGUGCGUUAGGUAACUCGUGUGUAAAUUGAGCAUGCGCGUGAAGUUCUAAGCGAAACCUGCUUGCUCGUGCACAUUCCACCAAGUUAUCUAUCGCACCUCUCUCGGAUGCGAAUCUUUUCAUUCCUAUUAAUUUUUACCCUUUAUUGCAUAGUUAUACUUUCAUACGGCAAAUUAUGUAGCAAACAAUAAAUGGGUUCAAAUGAA
Molecule: messenger RNA, 2730 nt
Organism: Wasmannia auropunctata (little fire ant)
Lineage: Eukaryota; Metazoa; Arthropoda; Insecta; Hymenoptera; Formicidae
Gene: crc
Product: activating transcription factor of chaperone
Exons: 2
Coding region: 1048-1989 (313 amino acids)
Biological process (GO): regulation of transcription by RNA polymerase II
Cellular component (GO): nucleus
Molecular function (GO): RNA polymerase II transcription regulatory region sequence-specific DNA binding; DNA-binding transcription activator activity, RNA polymerase II-specific
Source: RefSeq, a predicted model, not a curated record